Molecule: messenger RNA, 3591 nt
Organism: Penicillium griseofulvum
Lineage: Eukaryota; Fungi; Ascomycota; Eurotiomycetes; Eurotiales; Aspergillaceae
Exons: 1
Coding region: 1-3591 (1196 amino acids)
Source: RefSeq, a predicted model, not a curated record
AUGAUGAAUCGAUUCCGCAAGCACAAGAAGGCGAAGGAGCCUGAGGACCAAGAAGGAGCCUCAUCGGGAUUCAGUCUGAAGCCAUCGAAGAAGAAGGAGACACCAGAACCCACACCCGAUUUCGACCUAUCAGCCGCAUUGCCCUCGACAGACAACUUCCGAACUAGUCUGCUAAUGCCUAAGCUAUCUGCUCGAUUUAGCAUGCUGAAGGAACAAGAUGACCCACAGUCAAUGCUAGGCAAGGCCAGUGACGAUAGCGUUUUGUUUCCCAAGCGCGCUUCGCGACUCAAUUUGUUCGGUCACAGCCCCGCGAUGCUCGCCGAUAUUGACGAAGUUUGCUCUAAUGACGGUAGCCGACCCUCCCUUGCACUCGACCGCACUUCUUUCGCCUCCGGUAGGGAUGGAUAUGGUACAGACGAUGAUCGCUCUCAGGGGGGUAGUAUGAUGAGCAGAGCCCGCCGCGCGGAGGGCAAUAAUCUGUUCGGAGGUCGCCAAAAGAUUUACAAGAUCCCGGUCAGAUCCCCAGUUGGAACAACCCCCGAUGCGCCAGAGAGUGGGAACCGGACCAUGGGAAAGCCGAUAUACGAGAACGACAUGAACCUAUCUGCCUUCCAGCGAUUGCGCCUCAAGGAGAAGGAAGAGAGGACGGCGGAGGCCAUGCGGGAAUCUGGGUAUGCAGCCUCAACCGCUUCGUCUAAUAGCCGAGCCACGUACUCCUCCACCGCGUCUGGACCCCUGUCAACAGUUCCUACAUCAACUGCAGCAACCUCGGCCGACGAGUCACCGUCGAAUCCAUCCCAAUCUCCAGUGACUGGUUAUCCGUUCCCGGAAACCGUUCAUGAGGCCCCCCGACCUGGUCUCGGGAUGUCUACCCCGCGCAAUGGCUCAAUCCGUAGCCGUCGUCUCUAUGAACAAGGAUUGGCCCAGGCUGCUCAGAACCAGCAGAACUCGGCCUUGAACCGCCUGGAGAGUCUGAGUCGCCAGCGGGCCGGCACUCCCGACCUCCCCUCUUUGAACCGCAACUACUCCAGAAGUGCCACUAACCUGCGAGGCCGCCUCCAAAAGCUUGCAAUUGUCGAGCCGCCUUCUACCUCACAGCCGACUAGCCCCCCUUCGUCAGCAACGUCACCGAAGCCCCGCAUGUCCGGAGAACCUGCGCUCCAAGACCGUCUCUCGCCCACAGCCGCAACAUUUGGGGCUCCUCCCCUGAGCCCACCGACAAGCGAAAACGACGAGGCUUCCUCGCUUUUGGCGGCAUCGCUUCACCCAGAAGAUCAUGGAAAGGCUACUGCCAUGGGCUUGUUUAGCCGGCCUACCACUGGUUUCGACGAGCAGGCCUUCUCCCGCCGCCAGCUUCAAAUGCACCAGGGACGAGAGACUCCGCCUCCGCGCCGUGCAUCACCUCCGCGCCGACCUCUGCCCGCAGAGCCCGUAGGCCGUGUUCGGGGACUGUCCAAGUCCAGCUAUCGUUCCCGAGCAGGGUCCGCGUCCUCUCACUACAGCAGUGAUGCGCAUCGCGGCAUCGAUCAUUCUUGUGCGUCCAGCGUUGAGGCUUCUCCUUUUAGACCUGGGGUGAGGACUUUUUGUGCCAACUCAAGCGCGAGCGAGUCUGGCGAUGAAGGAGAGAAUCCCUCUUCGCGCGGAAACCCAUCUGCGGCUUCGCCGGCUACCGAGUACGGCCCCCCACUUCAGCACUCCAGCGUAACACCUAACAAGUCAAGUGCCACAAAGGAUCACCUUGAAACACUCCCUGAAGUGAGAUACUCCGAUCUAGGCGACCUUAGACCAAUCAACGAGAAUGACCUUGAUUUCGCAAUUUCAUCUUCUGAAAUUAGCGAUAACACACCCAAGAGACCUGACUCGCCAACCCUGCAACCAGAGCAUGGCUUCGGAAUGGGGGGAAUGAUUCGAUCUCACUUGCGCCAGGAAAGUGACAGAUCUGCCAUCUUGCCUCCUUCACCUCUCCAGAACGGUAGCUAUGCCGGUAAUAUCGCGGCUCAGAGAUCGAGCCCCCAACCACCGACCUCCCUUCCCACGAUCACACACCCCACCGAUAAGAGCCGGCCAUCAUCAGAAACCCGACCAGGAACUGCAAGCUCGCAGUCUCCCUCUAGACAUUCUGCGGAGGGCACGGUUUCCCGAAACAGCGUAGAGUCAUCCGCACCUGGAACAAUUCCCGACACAGCUUCCGUAUCGAACACCCCCUCCUGGAGAGAGGAAAUAGAACUUCAUCAUCGUCGUCAUGGGAGCACCGAGACCCAAAAAGAGCGAGAGGAAUUCGCCAUCGAGCUGGCAGAGAGGCGUAGAAAGGUGCAGGAGAAGCUGCGAAGUGUUGCUGAGAACGAAAGCCGCUCGAGCAGCCCCACCCCGGGCCGGUCAACUCCAGACUUGUCCCGGGCAGGUAACGCAUUCGCCAUGUUGAAGCACAAGUCUAGUAAACAGGGCGGCGGAAAGCCGGAUCAGAAGAAGCUAUUCGGCUAUGUCGGUGGUAAUGCGUCCACCCCUGCUCUCUCUUCAGAUGACUCGUGGCGUGAAGAGGAGAGGCCCUCUUUCAACUUUGGCCGACACUCCAACUCGAGCUCUCCCCACAUUGGAUCAGAGCGUUCGCUCAGGUCUCGUAUGCCAUCCUUGAGCCGCGACAACAGCCACGGAGACUCGCGCGAGUCCAGCCGCAGCCGUGGCCACUCCCCGUUCCGAGACCAGAGAGAUCGUGCAGGCUCGGAUGCAUCAGGCCGGUCCAAGAGUCGAACCAGACUUCGCGAACGGGAUGACCUUGAAACUGUGGACGAGGGUUCAAUCAUUGCACAUGAAAGAUUCGUUGUUCCUGAGGGCUCUGAGCCUCCCAUGCCUACGUCAGGUCGUCCAUCAGCAGAAAUGUCUGACUCUGUGAACUUUGACCGCGCUUCCUCUGCCGCUUCGGGCAGACAUCGCAGUACUAGCCGAUCCAACACGCCCAGCUUCCAAUACGAGCGGCCAUUCCAGUUUUCACAGUCCAACACGUCCUCGAUCAUCGGUGCCUCGCCCCGGCCCCCACCUGCCGCCCCGGCCUACUCUGCCAAUGCCACGCCUCCGCUGAACGAAAUGCCGGAAUACAGCUCGUCCACAUCCCUAGCCUCUGCAUCCAACAGCUCGCAGCUUCCCCAACGUGGUUUGGGACAUGGUUCCCUCUUGAAACGGCCUGUGAACAAGAAGCAGAUCUCGGAGCCUACCUUUGUCUCAUCCACAUCAGAUGUCCCUCUCGUCGGUCUCCCUCCCGGAUCCGCGCUGCCUUCAUCCAGCGGCGCACCUCCAGUUCCACCUAUGAACCCACGCCGUCGCCGCGGGACCGCCACCCAAACCAUCUUGGGCGCCUUUAAAAGCGACAAGAACGACCUGUCGCGGGUAGCUUCCCCCGUCCCGAGCCCCGCGGAAGAGCAGAGUGGCUUCCUAGAUGAUGAAAAACGUCCGCGCUCCCGCAACCGUCUCCGUAAAACUUCAAGCGAGAACGGUAAUCUGCAUGGACGAUCGCGUCAGGGAUCCAUGCAUGGCUCCCCGCCAGCUGUUCCUCAAUACCCACCUCCUGCUAUCCCCGUCGACGGAGGCAUGUUCUAA